Molecule: messenger RNA, 1019 nt
Organism: Scaptodrosophila lebanonensis
Lineage: Eukaryota; Metazoa; Arthropoda; Insecta; Diptera; Drosophilidae
Gene: Prosbeta3
Product: proteasome subunit beta type-3
Exons: 1
Coding region: 300-917 (205 amino acids)
Biological process (GO): proteasome-mediated ubiquitin-dependent protein catabolic process
Cellular component (GO): proteasome core complex; proteasome core complex, beta-subunit complex
Source: RefSeq, a predicted model, not a curated record
CAUCAGUUUUUCUUUUCAAAUAUAUAAAAUUACUCGCAUUUCACAAUACUAAAUUAAUAGCAAGUUUUGAAGGAAAAGUGAAGAAUUUUUGCAAUCGGAUUAAGGCAAAACUACAGCUGAGCCGGGGCACUGCCAACUGGGGUGGAAAUGUGACGGGGCACAUUUAAUUGAAAAGCUUGGCAACGCCGUUUUGUACGCCAGAAACAAAAAGUCAUCAUCAGUGGAGCGGCAUUUAGCAAUUUAGUUUGCGGAGAAAAUUUAAUUUUUUGUAAUUUAAUUUAGUUGCAAACACAGCUAAAAUGUCCAUUUUGGCCUAUAAUGGAGGUUGCGUGGUCGCCAUGCGCGGUAAGGACUGCGUGGCUAUUGCCACAGACCAUCGUUUUGGCAUUCAGGCCCAAACUAUUUCGACUGAUUUUAAGAAGGUGUUUAACAUUGCUCCACGCAUGUUUCUGGGUCUGACCGGCUUGCAAACCGAUAUACUAACGGUCCGGGAUCGUGUCAUGUUCCGUAAGAAUUUGUACGAGACGCGCGAGAAUCGCGAAAUGGCUCCCAAGCCUUUCUCGGCUAUGCUUUCGAGCUUCCUCUACGAGCACCGCUUUGGACCCUACUUCAUAGAACCGGUUAUAGCUGGACUCGACCCAAAGACGUUUGAGCCAUUCAUUUGCAACAUGGACCUGAUUGGUUGCCCCAAUGUGCCUGACGACUUCGUUGUGGCCGGCACCUGUGCCGAACAGUUGUACGGCAUGUGCGAAACCCUCUGGCGCCCAAAUCUGGAGCCCGACGAUCUGUUCGAAGUUAUUUCACAGUCCAUGUUGAACGCCUUCGAUCGCGAUGCUAUGAGCGGUUGGGGUGCCACAGUCUACGUUAUUGAAAAAGACAAGAUUACAGAGCGCACACUGAAGACUCGCAUGGAUUAAAGAGCGGAGCACAAAUUCAAUGGCAGGGUUCAUCUAUUAAUUUGAUAACUUAAUAUAUGUAUCAGUUACACGACAUAUGAAAUACACAAAAUUUGUAAGGUA